AUGCAAACCACCUCUCUGUCUUCCGCUCCGUCCUCUCGGGCCCCCUCCGCGCCGCCGUCUACACCCCCGCCCCCGCACGUCGCCUUCCCCUCUCUCCGUCGCCGGGACCUCCUCUUGCUCUCAGCGUCGCCUCUUCCCCUCUCGCUCUCUCCGGCGGCCGCCUCGGCGCGCGGGCUGUUCCGCAUGCCGCCGCCGGGGCUGGCGAACCGCUACUUCCUCGUGCGCGCUGGCGAGUCGGUGUACGAGGGGCAGGGACUCCUCCGGACCAACCCCGUCGCCAAGACCUCCGUCGACAGCGGUCUCUCCCCCGCCGGCCUCCGCCAGGCCGCGCGCGCCGCGCUCGAGCUCCGCCGCCUUGGUGCAUGCGAGGACGACUGCUGGAUAUGGCCCUCCAUCACCCAGCGCGCCUACCAGGCCGCCGAGAUCAUCGCUGCCGCCAACAGCAUCAACCGCAGUAAAAUCGUGCCGGAGUAUAGCUUCUUGGACGCGCGGGGGCUGGGUGCGUACGAGGGGAAGAAGUUAGAAGCAUUGCCAGAGGUAUUAUUCAUCCGAUCUUUCGAGCUCCAAGCUAAAUUCUACUAG
Molecule: messenger RNA, 582 nt
Organism: Triticum turgidum subsp. durum (durum wheat)
Lineage: Eukaryota; Viridiplantae; Streptophyta; Magnoliopsida; Poales; Poaceae
Source: the annotation of a GenBank genome assembly